Molecule: messenger RNA, 1962 nt
Organism: Dimorphilus gyrociliatus
Lineage: Eukaryota; Metazoa; Annelida; Polychaeta; Dinophilidae
Source: the annotation of a GenBank genome assembly
AUAUAAACAUUAGGAAUACAGUUUAUUAGUAUAUGUAGUUUACGACAUGAAUUACGUGUUUCUCUCCGUUGUAUGUUUAUACUAAAUGUAUCUCAAACAGAUUAGCACUUAAAUAAUUUCUAAUGGAAUUUAAAAUAUUAACUAUAAUUUCUUAAGAAAAUGUUUUUUAAAUUGACUUGGUUAACUGUGAGUAUGAAUACUUUACCUACUGUAGCUACUUUAACUUUGCUUUUCAAUAAAUAUGUAAUGACUAGUUGGUUUAUUUUACAUCUCUAAUAACGAGUUCUAAUGGGGCGUCAAAUUCUUCUACUCUUGUCUCAAAAACUACAGUCAAUUACUUCCUAUGGAGAGGUCUCUUCAACAGUUACUCAAAAUCCCCCGACUACUGAGUCAUAUGAAAGUAGUUCAAAUACAGUAGUUACACCGGAACUAGGUGAUACUACGAGUUGGAAUGAGAAGACGACGGAGUCGGUGACUACGGCAGAGUCGAAAGUAGCGACAAAGUUAACCUCGACAGGAGUGAUAAAGUCGACUACAAAGUUAAACUUGACUACACAGCCUCCGUCGACGUCCCAAAUUAGUAGUAGAAGUACUGCUCAACUAAAUCUGACAACGGCGAAGGUGCCGACUGCUCAGUUGAACUCUACUGCAAAUUGGACAAUAACGACGCAAUCGACUGCAAAGUCAAAUCUGACAACGGCGAAGAGGCCGACUACUCAAUUGAACUCUACUACAACGUCGGAAUCGAUUUCAAAAUUAAACUCGACUACACAGUCUCCGUCGACGUCCCAAAUUAGUAAUUUAAGUACUGCUCAACCAGGAAUAAUAUCUACAAGAAAUGUAGAUACCACUACGCUUGGAAAAACUACAGCAUCAGGCCAGGAUAAAUCUGACAAGGGAACAGAAGCAGGACCAAAUAUACAACAUAUUCUAAUUGGAACUAUUACAACAAUAUGUAUUUUGACAACACCGACAGAAAAGAUAAGAACAAGUCGUCCUAUAUUGGCAAGAGAUUUUGUUAAUCAUGUUUAUGAAUUCUCGAGGGAUAGUAACCUAAAAUUUUUUGAAGACUACGGUAAUUUUAAACUUGCAAAAGAGAACGCAAAAAGUUUCAUUAAGGCUGCAGAGUUACCUGUUAAUCGGCCAAAAAAUCGUUUCACAAACGUUCUAGCUUAUGACGACACUCGCGUAAGGCUUUCAUCCGUUGAUGGAGAGGAAGGAUCCGAUUAUAUAAACGCAAAUUAUGUACCGGGCUAUUCUAUGAGGAGGGAAUACAUAGCAACUCAGGGGCCUCUACCCGGAACGACUGACGACUUCUGGCGAAUGAUUUGGGAGCAGAAAUGUCGGGUUAUAGUUAUGAUGACAAAAUUUAAAGAAAAAAAUGUGGAAAAAUGUUACAAUUAUAUGCCUCAAGAUGAUGAACCUGUAGCACGUGGUGAUUUAGAAAUUGUUGUGUUGCCAAACGGAAUUUCUCAAGAAGACAAUUAUAUAGUUACUCGUCUUCGUUUGUCUUUGGGAUGCCAGGAGAGAAUAAUCACUCACUUCAACUAUCUCGAUUGGCUAGAUAAAACCGCCCCUUCAAAUUAUGAUAAAGUAAUCAAAUUUGUUACAAUUGUGAGAGAAGAAGCAAGUAGGUUUUUUGUUGGUAGAGACCAAUCCGGACCCGUUUGCGUUCAUUGUUCAGCAGGUGUGGGAAGAACGGGAUCUUUCAUAGUCCUUGAUCGGUGUUUACAGCAACUUAGGGAUAAUCCAAAGUUGAAUAUAACAAUUGAUAUUUAUGGCAUGGUGUGGGAAAUGCGCCAAUACAGAUGUCUUCUUGUUCAAACUGAUGACCAGUACGCACUCGUUCAUAAUUGUGUUGCCUAUGCUAUUGAAACAGGAUAUCAUAAGCAUUUAUCAACUGGAGAUCAGAAUAAUUCUGUAUUUAUAAAUGGAAGUUUUACAAUGAAUGGAGAUUUUUAA